Molecule: messenger RNA, 852 nt
Organism: Lodderomyces pseudojiufengensis
Lineage: Eukaryota; Fungi; Ascomycota; Pichiomycetes; Serinales; Debaryomycetaceae
Product: SNAP receptor
Exons: 1
Coding region: 1-852 (283 amino acids)
Biological process (GO): retrograde vesicle-mediated transport, Golgi to endoplasmic reticulum
Cellular component (GO): SNARE complex; endoplasmic reticulum
Molecular function (GO): SNAP receptor activity
Source: RefSeq, a predicted model, not a curated record
AUGACAACUACAAUUCAAUUACAACCAUCAAUUCAAACAAUAACAAAUAUAAUCAAUGAAUAUGAACAAGAAAUUCAGAAUUUAAAUCUUCCCAAUUUAAUAACAUUAAUUAAUCAAGGAGAUCAACAAAAAACUAAUUUAUUAAAUAAAUCACCAUAUUUAUUGAAAUUAAAUAUACAAAUAAUUCAACAAUCAUUAGAAAAUCAAUUAAAAAUUUUAAAUUCCAAUUAUAAAAGAAAUAAAAAUUAUAAACAACUAAAGCAUAAGAUUGAAUCAUUGCUUAUAGAUUUAAUUGAUGAAAAAAUUUAUAUAUUAAAUAAAUUAAUAAAAUUAUAUAAUUUUCAAAAUUCACCAAUAAUUGAAGAGAAAAUAGAUCGAGAAGAUGAAAAACAAUCACAGAAUGAAUCAUCUGUACUUAAGAAUAGAAAAACCCUAAAGACGACAGAAACAGAAUCAAAAAAUUUAGAAGAAUUAAGAAAAAGAUUAUUAUCAUCAAACACCAAGUCUUCAUCAAUUGAACAAGAUGCAACAACAUCAAAUGAAUAUCAUGAAUCAAUCCAAACAGAUAUAAUAAAUGAAUUAACAUCAUUAACAUCACAUUUAAAAACAAGUGCUCUUACCUUAAGUUCAAAAAUUUUAGGUGACGACCUAAAUAUAAUAAAUGAAACAAAUGAAAAUUUAAUUAAAAAUUCUCAAUAUUUUAAAAUUAUUGAAAAUAAUUUAAAUAAUUAUUUGGGAAACAAACUGGGUAAUAAAAUUAGUUUAUGGUUUUUAAUUAAAUUAUCUGUUUUUUUGGUUGUUGUUUUUAUUGUUAUGAUUUUAUUUAUUGGAAUUAUUCCAAGGAUUAGAUAA